This is a messenger RNA of Effrenium voratum, 2484 nucleotides long. NCBI's taxonomy places the organism in Eukaryota, Dinophyceae, Suessiales, Symbiodiniaceae. The record is from the annotation of a GenBank genome assembly.
AUGGCACAAGAAGGCGCCAGUCCUGAGCUGCCUCCAGGAACUCCAGGCGAGGAGGUCGAUGGCUCAACGCGCAAGAGGGCGAGUCAAGUGAGCAAGGCCCAAGCGGGGUUGGCCGGUCUCCAGCGGAAAAACCAUGGUGCAGCCGUCAAAAUGGACGCCCCAAGGACGGGCAGACGAAUGUCAGGCGCGCCGCCUGACAUGUUUGAGGCAGAGAACCUUGACGAUGUUCUGAAAUCAUUGAUUAGCACCCAAAAGAUGGACACGGCAUGGCAGCGGAUCGGAAGGCGAGUAGCGGCAUUGGAGAACUCUGUGGAAGCACUCAGAGGAAGCGAGGGCGAUGAUUCCUUCAUCACCCGAAAGGAGUUUAUCGACUUCCUGAAAAGUCAGGAGGAGGCCGAGGCUGCAAGACAAGCAGAAGCACCGCCGGAACCUGAGGAGGAAGAAGAAGAGCCUCAGGAACUUCCGGCGAUCGUUGAAUUGCGGGAAAGUCUCAAGGCUCAGGAGGAGAAAACCGCGAAUGCGCUCAAGCAUGCGAUGGACAGUGCCCGCAAAGCCGACAACGAAAAGUGGAGGAAGGUCAACCAGCUGGAGGAGGCGCUGGCGAAGCUGGACACAGAGCUGGCAAAUGAGCACACCAAGAGCGACAAGAUGGAGGCUCAAUUCUUGAAUGCAGUCAAGGAUAUUCAGAAGUCAGUGGAGGAUUUAGAAGAUCGCAUGAAAUAUUUUGCGGUGACGGAGGCGCGGAAAAUCACUGGGGAGCUUCUUUUCGCACGCGAGUCAGUCAGCGAGGACCAGUUGGAGAUCCCCGGUGAAGACAAAGUUGCUUCAGCGCAGGUGGCAACGGCGCAACGAGCCUCAGACCUGGUGACUUCAAGCACGCGGAGAGUGUCCGUGCCCGAGGUGCAAGAUGCAGCCACGCUCCUUGCAGAGCGCCGUGAGAAGGCCUUGCAGGUCGCCCGGCAGGGCAUGGUCGGUGAUUUCAAGGGUCCAGGUGUGUGGCGAGAAGCCCUGAUGAACAUGGUGGACAUCGGCCUCAUGCAGCCCAUGCGAGAGGAGGUGGAGAAGCUACAGCGGGACCUCGUGAAGCAGCGGGAAGCGUUUGAGAAAAAGAUCCGCGCAAAAGAGAAGGAGAUUGCAGAAGUAAAUGUGAAGGGCCAGAAGCUCACGCGCGACCUGCGAGAUGAGAGUGAUGCACGGAAAGGGGAGGCCAUCGAGAAUGUAUCUACAUUCCAGAAGGUUUAUAAGCUGAUCCUUGAGUGUGGAGAAAAAGCGGCACAAGAUACUCAACAUGCAAUCGACCGAGUCCGCCUCGUGCAAUCUCAAGUUGAUCAGCACGCCGUUCAGCUGGAUGGACACAAAGAGGACAUUGCAGCCCGCGCCACGCUCGAAGACAGGAAGCAGCUGACGGAGUCUUUGCAAAAAUGCGUCGCCAAGGAAGUCUUCAGCAACCAGCUCUUUGAGCUCAAGGAGGUCCUGCAGAAUCAGGGCGAAAAAGUUGCGAACAUCGACAUGCAGGUCUCGGUGCUGGCAAAGGGCAAUGGCGCCAGUCCAUCCAGCAGUGGCAGAAGAGGUGUUGUGAGGAGAGGUCAGCGACUUCGAGUGAUGAAGAGGGAUGCGUCCAAAAGCAGUAUGAGCGCAGCCGCAUCCACUGCUUUGGGCCAGGACAGCACCUCCACCUUCGAGGACGACAAAGGACGGCUAGCAGGCGAAGAUGAUCAAGAGGGGUUUGAAGAGGGCGGGCUUUCGCAGUCGCACAGCGGAACAUCCAAGGUGAGCCUACCUUUGCAUCGCCGCACUGCCUCCGGCAACGGUAUGGAUGAGGAUGAGUAUUAUGACGAGGAUAGUGAAGAAAUGAGUCAAUAUUCAGAAGAUCCGGUAGAAGAGCAGCUCAGAGAGCAGGUCCAGGGGAUUUGCAUGGGCCUGGUUUGCCUGGCGCAACAUGUUCUGAGAGGCCCACCCUUGGUGGGCCUCUCCCGUCAGAAUCGACUUCUCAAUGAGAAGGAGCUCUUGGAAGAGUUGCUGAGUCUGCGGUAUUGGGUUACCCACCGCAGAAUUCCUCCUGACUGGAGCCUGGACCGUUUGACAACGGUCGCCCUGAAGUACUCGAACCCGAAUCCCAUGGAGGUGCAUGGGCCACAGCCCGACAUGAUCAACAUACUCCGGCGGCAGGCCAGCCCACGAGAUGGCGAAAAGAGACCCAGCCGGCACCCCCUGGACACCUCAGUGGGAUCCAUCGGGAUCUCGGGGGGCGUUGGAAGCAGCGCAGGUGGAGGAGCGGGCAUCUUUGGUGGACCCAUCGAGGAUGCCACACUACUGCCCAGCCCUGCUUCCAAGCUUCCAGUUCUGGAGGGUAGUCAAGUGGUGCCGAUCGACAAGGUCGCUGGCAGUUCAAAUGGCUGGCGAUCUUUGAAGAUGCCGAUGUCUGCACGCGAGCUCAGAAGCACUGGAAACAUGGCAUCGACUUUGCCACCACUACACAGUUGA